Messenger RNA from Rattus norvegicus (Norway rat), 2319 nucleotides. The record is from RefSeq and is a predicted model, not a curated record. Lineage: Eukaryota; Metazoa; Chordata; Mammalia; Rodentia; Muridae.
UUCGAGGGGCGGGGCCUCGGGCGGAGCGGGGUCGGGCUUCGCGCACCUGUAGGUUCUGUCUAGGGAUCCGCUGUCGCAGCCCCGGAGCAGCGCCGGGAGCGCGUCCCGAGCGUCGUAGGCUCGCGAUCGCUAUGGCGGAGUUCCCGUCGAAAGUGAGCACCAGGACCAGCAGCCCCGCGCAGGGCGUGGGAGCAUCUGUGUCUGCGAUGCGACCGGACCUGGGCUUUGUGCGCUCCGCCCUUGGGGUGCUCGCGCUUCUGCAGCUGGUGCUGGGGCUGCUGGUGUGGGCCUUGAUUGCUGACACCCCAUACCACCUGUAUCCUGCCUACGGCUGGGUUAUGUUUGUAGCUGUCUUCCUCUGGCUGGUAACAAUUGUCUUCUUCAUCAUCUACCUGUUUCAACUGCACAUGAAGUUGUAUAUGGUGCCCUGGCCGUUGGUGUUACUGGUCUUCUUUGUUGCUGCCACCGUCCUCUAUAUCACCGCCUUUGUCGCCUGUGCGGCGGCGGUCGAUCUGACAUCCCUGAGGGGCUCCCGACCGUACAACCAGCGCUCGGCUGCCUCUGUAAGUUCCCGGGGCUCCGGUCUUCUGCAUGGCUUCCAGCCCAGGCCUCUGUGUGCUCAUAGGCUCCUGAGUGGUCACUGGCUGGAUGCUCAGUGGGCCUCAGUCUUCCUUAGUGAGUAAACAGCAGAACUCGAGGGAACACGAAUGCUUGGGAUCCACUGUGGAUAGUCACGUCACGUGUCCCCUUGGGCUGGCUGUCAAUCACUACACACAUUCCAUCUACAUUUCUUUUAUUUGUACUUUUAUAAAAAAACCCAAACUUGGGGGCUGUGUCAAAUGGCUAUCCACACUCCAUCCACAAGGCCCUGUUCACUUCUAGUGGCAGAUCCUAUAGGUUCUUUGUCAGCCAAGGAAACUGGAGUUGUGGUCAUGUCCAGGACAGGGCAGCCUGUGCCCGGUGUCUUCCCUCUUCCUGAAUAUGGUUUAGUGAACUCCCUCUUGGGAACUGAGAUCUAAGCCUCUGAAAGCGUAUGUCACAGAGUACAAACUGGCUCAGAGAACUCCUGGGGGCUUUGAAUAUUAUUACGGAUUGUUUUUUUUUUCAAUUCCGGUCCUGGAACCACAGGGCCUUGUGAGGCUGGGCAGCUCUACCUAAGCUGAAUUCCAGCCCUGAAUGUUACUCGUGGUUACUAGGUCCGUGGAUACUAGGUGUAUAAACCUACACCAUGGUCACUCCUUCCAGAGAGCAGGGGAACACUCAUGGCUGUCCCUGGCACCAUCUGACAUGUCUGACCUGUGUAGUUCUGUUGACCGUGACUCUUAGAACAUAAUGCCACGUGUGUGGCGUGUGUGGGUAGGCAUAGUGGCUCAAGCUUUUAUCCCCAAGUCCAUCUGAGGAGACCCACUUGGUCUUGUGUCACCGUCCCCAUGUGCUUCCCCGGCUCUCUCUGACUGACCACCUUGGCUUCUUUUCUCCCCUGCCAGUUCUUUGCUUGUCUGGUGAUGAUUGCCUACGGACUGAGUGCUUUCUUCAGCUUCCAGGCCUGGCGAGGAGUGGGCAGCAACGCGGCCACGAGUCAGAUGGCUGGGGGCUACUCUUAAGCCAGCUAUGCUGUGACCUAAGCCACGGCUGGGUCUUAGCACAGGGCCACCCCCAACCUUACCAGGCUUAAGCUCUCCAAGCACUCCUGAGGAACAGGCCCAAGCUGGCACAGAUGGACAGCCAAGAGCCAGGAGCGGGGACAUCCUCCUCACCUCCCUUAUUCAGCAGAAGAUGAUGGGGUUGGGGGGCUCUUGUGGCUUUGCCUUGUCAUCAGAGAACUUCAGUGUCCCAGGCUGGGCCACCCUGCUCACCAGCACUAAAUGCACUAACAGACCUUCAGCCUCUGAUCUGCCUAGUGUAAACCUAACAAGACAACACAUGAUCUACGUUCCAGAAGCUAAGCCCACCCCCAGGCUCUUCUGGUCCCACCUCCCCCUCCCCUACCGCACGCCAACCCAUUGUCACCUGUAGAGAGACUUUUAUAGAAGAGUUGGGAUUUCGAGGACUGGACUAUUUCAGUUGGUUUCAAUAGUUUCCAAGACAGCAAGCCUCACCAUGUCCCCUCCCUCACGUGGAACUCUUUCUCUCCCUUUGGGAGAGAGCAUCCGUGCAGGGUGCUUCCCCCAGGCUGCUGAUUAGACACAGGGGACUUCCAAGGAGGGAGAGAGGGAAGCAGGGCCUUGCCUGGUGAGUUGUCAGGGGGUUAAUGGCGACUCUUAUUUGGAAUUAUUAUUUUUUACAAUUUAAAUAAAAAUGGAUGUGUCUGUUUGGAAA